Molecule: messenger RNA, 1842 nt
Organism: Eremothecium cymbalariae DBVPG#7215
Lineage: Eukaryota; Fungi; Ascomycota; Saccharomycetes; Saccharomycetales; Saccharomycetaceae
Gene: PTR2
Product: Ptr2p
Exons: 1
Coding region: 1-1842 (613 amino acids)
Biological process (GO): oligopeptide transport; transmembrane transport
Cellular component (GO): membrane
Molecular function (GO): dipeptide transmembrane transporter activity
Source: RefSeq, a predicted model, not a curated record
AUGACAAGCAGCCCGGCUAGACAAAGUUGGGAGAGUGACGUUUCAACGCUUGGUUCUGGUUCGAAUGCGGCGACGGUUCAAGAGGCUCCCCAGGAGGUGAAAGAGAGGAGUGAUAUAGAAAUCGGUCUACCUACGGAGGAGGAAGAGCGGACUCUAAGACGUAUUGUGGUACAUCCUAGUUGGUAUGUGUAUUUAAUAUGUUUUAUCGAGCUGGCAGAAAGAGCAUCAUAUUACGGAACCGGGGAUAGGUUGAACAACUACUACACAUAUCCGUUACCUGAGGGUGGGAAUGGUGCUGGAGCAACAGCACAUGGUUCUGAGGCGAACUCAGGCGCGCUUGGAAAGGGGUUGGCGACUGCUACGUCGUUAGGUUUGUUAUUGAAAUUUACUUCUUAUUUCUUCCCUUUGGUCACGGGUUAUUUAUGCGACAUGUAUAUGGGUCAUGUGCGGACGCUAUGGUAUGGGAUCUGGACGGGGGUAGCCAGCCAUAUCAUCUUCAUUCUAUCGGCUCUUCCUGUUGUACUAAAACACCCUGAUGCAGCUAUGGCGUUAUCAUUGAUUGGAUUGAUAACUCUUUCUGUAUGUACGGCAUUUGUAAAGCCCGUUCUACUUCCCCUCUUAUUGCAGCAGUACCCCCAUGAGACUAAUGUUGUGAAGACAUUGGAGACUGGGGAGCGUGUGAUAAUAGAUCGAGAUGCUUCGCUACAGCGUAUGACCAUGACCUUUUACUGGGCGAUCAAUAUCGGGGCCUUUAUGUCCCUGGCAACGAGUUAUGCCGCGAAGGAAGUUGGGUUUUGGCUUGCGUUUUUGAUUCCAUUGAUAAUCUAUAUGGCCAUGCCAGUUGUGUUCUCACUGGUGCAGCCUCACAUUAAGGAUAGAGCACCAUCAGGGUAUUCGUUAUUGGCUGAUUGUAUGAAGGUUCUAUAUGUUGCUUUUGGAAAAGGCUGGAAUGCUCGUCGUAAGGAGGGUGUCUUCUGGGAUUACGCUUUGCCCUCGAACCAACGGCAAAUGGGCAAGGUCGGUUGGCGUAAGAAGUCCCCCUUCUAUAAGGAGUCACUUGUACAAGACACUAAGAUAACUCUAUCGGCAUGUUUCAUAUUUUGUUACUAUAUUAUAUAUAACAUGAAUGAUAACCAGCUCACUACCAUCAUCAACAGUCAGACGGGAUCUAUGACUAAGAAUGGAGUACCAAAUGACGUUAUCAGUAACUUCAACCCAUUGUCUAUUAUUGUUUUAAUCCCAAUACUCGAUUAUGGUCUCUAUCCGCUUUUAAGACGGCUAAGAAUAAAUUUCAAACCUGUCUAUCGUAUAUUCACCGGUUUUAUGCUUGCUGUUGCCUCUUCGGUAGCCGGAGCACUCAUUCAAUGGCGGAUAUAUGAAACAUCCUCUUGUGGGUAUCAUGCAACCACAUGUAGUGAAAAAGGUUUGGGUGUGUCACCGCUAUCUUCGUGGAUUGUUGCUGUUGAAUAUACAUUGUCUGGUGCAUCAGAAUGUUUAGCGAUGACCACCGCUUAUGAAAUCGCAUAUGAUCGUUCGCCAGAGCACAUGAAAUCAUUUGUUCUCGCUCUGUUCUUAUUUACAUCAGCUGUCUCUGCCGCCAUAACACAAAUUGUUAACCCAAUUCUAAAAGAUCCACUCCUAAUAGUUCCAUUUGCGCUAUUUGCAGGCAUUGGGUUUAUAUCUGGUUGUCAUUUCCUCUGGAAAUUCAGGAAUUUGGAUAAGGAAAUGUUGCAAGAGAAGAGAGAACGUGAGCUCCUACAGGAAAGUUCAGAAUCGGAUGAAUUGGAAGUUGUUGAAAUUAAAGAUGUAAAGGGAAGUCGUAGUAACAUCAACGGUAAAUAG